This is a messenger RNA of Nematocida major, 2766 nucleotides long. RefSeq lists its product as uncharacterized. NCBI's taxonomy places the organism in Eukaryota, Fungi, Microsporidia. Bases 1 to 2766 code for a protein of 921 amino acids. The record is from RefSeq and is a predicted model, not a curated record. The transcript has a single exon.
AUGCUUCAGAUGGGUGCCUCUAGAAAUGCAAUUUUGAAGAGACAGCAGACACAAUCUGAUUUUUGUAUUGCCUUUCGUGCAAAGGCUUGCUUUCUGCUACUAGGGUGUUUGAUAUGCCAGGCUGCAGCGCGAAUAUCGGUUGACGAUAUAAUGCAGCUGCAAACAAAAGAAAUAAAAACAGGGCAGAAAACGGCACUGGUCCACCCCGACGGGCCGUUCAACUUUCUGCGCGGAUACAUAUACGCGCAGCAGGGGUACAUGUACAGCAAGCGCGUUUUGGCGCCAGAGAUAGACGUCAGAUACGACGUGUGCCCUGUGGAGAGUGGAAAGCCCGGGGCAUACAAAUACACGCGAGCCGCUGCGCACGACAGGCCAUACGCGGCAAAGAGCGCAAGCGCUGCGGCAAGGUACUCCGAAGCGUACCACAAAAUGCUGAUACAGAUGUUUCCGUCCACGGGCGGAAGACUGGCCAUCUCUGUGAACAGGCACGACUCUAUGCACUGCUUUCUGCAGGAAGCAUGCAGCAAAGAGCAGGCGCACUACGUGCUGGCCGCGCUGCUGCUUUUGGCCGAGGGCGAGGCUGUUCCUGUGAAAACUUCUGGGCUGGACAUUUUGAUAUGCCCUUGCAAAAAGCAGGGGGCCGGAAAAGCAAACCCAAACGCCGCAGAGCCUGCGCCGAGCGCGCUCUGCGCUGUCAGCAGGAAGGCCAAGAAGGGCCGAAAGCCGUUCAAAGAGAUACUUGCAGUUCUGGAGUUUUUUCAGACACACCAAAACGCCGUGCCGAUGCCGCGCACAUACGAGGAGUUUUCGAGCGGCCGCUUUCUGGACAGCCCGCAGUUCCUGAUCCAGGCGUACGUGUUUGAGUACAUAGAGGCAAAGGAGGACGCGCUGCAGGUGGCCGCGUGUGCGUACAAAAUUCUCGAGCACAUGGAAAGCUCCGCAGAAACGCUCGCCCGAUUCUUUGUGGGCCCCGAAAAGCGCAGCGAAGUACUAGAGAACACAAAACUGCUUGCAGAGAUGCAUGCCCGCCUGGCAGAAAGCAGCUGGUUCCCGUUCUGGGACACAAACACAAAUCCAAACUACACGCAGGUGCGCGCCUACAGCAGGAGCAAGUGCGCGUUUUCCGACGAGCAGUUCAGCAACUGCGCCGAGGCAGGCCUCUAUUCCCUGUUUUGCUGCCUUGCAUACGACCCGAACAAGAAACAGUAUGACAUAGACGCGCUGCUUGGCGACAGGAAGGACUGCGCGGAGGCGCAGGACCUGCGGAACUUUUUCAAGCGCGACAACGUGCAGCCCGGCACGUGCGCCACGAAAGAAACCUUUGAGAGCUGGAACAGAGUGGUGUCUGGGCUGCUGCCCGGGAAAGUCGUGUACUGCCUGGAGAGCGGCAACGAGCUUCUCUCGGACGUGCUCAAUCUGCUGCACGUGGUUGCGUGCGUGAGCGGCAGGCUCCCAGCGCAUGGAUAUGCAAUAGGCGCUCUCCGGAUAAGGCUCAAAAGAAGCACAGAGAGCACAAUAGAAGCUGUGUUUUCAGAGGCGCAGAAGCUUGCUGUUGAUCUUCUGUCUGGGCUUUCAGUGAACAAGCGCAUGAAGGUUGUGCUCGAAAAUAUGCAGGCAUGCGUGUCCAGCGAAGGCCACUGCAAGGCAUAUGGAAGCAUUUUGCUGCAGUUCUGGCACAAAAGCCAAAGCCAGCCCCAGUGCCUGUAUCUGGAUGUUUACAAAAGGCACACGUCGACAGAGUUUCUGCUGCCUGCGCCUUCUUUCGCCGAGGAAGAGGCCCUGCGGCUAAGCGCCGCUGUGGCACACUACAGGGAGCAGCGCUCGUUUAUCUGCCACCUCGUGUCGGACUACAUCCUUGCAUGCGCGUUUGAGGGCGAGGAUGGUGCGGACAGCUCCUUGGUGGCGAAGGCUGCAAGGCGCGCGGCAGAGGAAAUGGAAAAGGAUGCCUCGGGCAGCGUAAACCGUGUGUUUUUGAGCAGGCACAUGCAGCACCUUGCAGAUAAGGUUGUGUUUGCAAACGGUAUAUACAUACACGGGCAUCGCCUUGUCCAGAACAGCGAGCAUCCUCUUGCUCGGCUUAUUGCAAACAUUUUUGGAAGCGCCCCGCUUGCCGAUAGGCAAACACAGCAGGCUGCUCUGAGCCUGGUGGCGUGCACAAGCGGGCUCAAGCGGGGGCUAGCCCCGAAAAUCCAGCUCUCCAAAGACACGUGUGCCGAGUACCACAAAAACAUAAACACCUUGGGCAAGCUUUCCUUCCAUUUGCAGGCCGCAGAUGCUGUGCUUGCGUGCGAAGUCAUUUUGGACCACCUGCAGGAGUACACAGCGCAUGGGCUGCCCUUUGAGAAUUGCCAUGCGCUGCUUGCGUCCUCUGCAAGCACGCUGUGCGAGUGGAUGUUUGCAAACAACACAGUGCACUUUGCGCAGAAGAUUAGAGCGCUUGUGCAGGCGGGGGGUAGCGGAGAAGAGAAGCCGCGCGCUGCUGAGUUUGCCAGCUCGCUGUGGCUUUUUUGGUUCAGCCAUCUGGCUGCAAGCUCCAAAGAAGGGUGUGCAGAGCUUGCUGCGCAGAUGUAUGAUGAAAUUGAGCCCGGGGACUGCGAGGUGCUAAACGGCAAAAAGCACGGAUAUUUGUACGACCAGUUCAUUGUGUCCGAGGCCUGCGCUCUUUUAAGAAGCGACUCCCCCAUUAGGCGCGCGCUGUUGCAGAAGGGUGGAGAGGAGAAGCUUGAGAGCGUGUGCAUAAUUCUUGAGAAGGCGUACCGUGGCUGA